AUGAGUAUUACAAGUGGAAGUGAUGACAAGAUUAUGUCGAUGGGUUGCAUAGAUUCGCCAUCUGCAGCUAGCAGUGGAGGAAAUGUGACAGGAAGUGGUCCACUGAAGAAAGGGCCAUGGACAUCCGCGGAAGAUGCAAUUUUAGCAGCAUAUGUCAACAAGCAUGGAGAAGGGAAUUGGAAUGCUGUCCAGAAGCACUCAGGACUGUCCCGAUGUGGGAAAAGCUGUCGUCUACGUUGGGCAAAUCACCUUAGACCGGAUCUUAAGAAAGGUGCAUUCACUCCUGAGGAAGAGCACCAUAUCAUUGAACUCCAUGCCAAGAUGGGAAACAAAUGGGCUCGAAUGGCUGCGGAGCUGCCUGGGCGCACCGAUAAUGAGAUAAAGAACUACUGGAACACUAGAAUCAAGAGACGACAGCGCGCUGGCUUGUCAAUUUACCCUCCUGAUAUCUGUUUGCAAGCAUUAAAUGAGGACCAACAAAGUCAGAACGUGAGUACAUUCUCUUAUGAGGACAGACCCAGCCCUGAUCUCUUACUGAGCAACCACUUUGAGAUUCCGUCUGUGGAAUUCAAAAAUUUGGAACUCAAUCAGCAAUUGUAUCCACAAUCACUUCUUGAUGUUUCUGGGAAUAGCUUGCUUGUUCACAGUCCUGGUUCCUUCCAUAGCAAUAACUCUUCUUUCGCAAUGAUGCAUCCAGCCAAGCGUCUUCGAGAAUCAGAGUCCUUGCAUACUGGUUUGAGUGGUAGUCUGGGUGAUCUCUUUCCAGCAUUUAAUCAAUAUCAAGAUGAUGCUUGUGAGAAGCUUGCUCACUCCCUUGGGUUUUCCUGUGCAUAUGAUCAUAAUAUUCAUGCCAACCACCCAUCAACUUCAUGUUUACUUCCAGGCAGCCAUGCACUUUUAAAUGGCAAUUCCUCUUCUUCGGAGCCCUUCUCAUGGGCAAUGAAGCUGGAGCUCCCUUCACUCCAAUAUUCAGACACUCAAGUAGGCAGCUGUGGGUCACCUUCCCCGCUGCCUUCUCGCGAGUCUGUUGAUACUUUGAUCUGGUCCCCUCCCACUGAGCAGAUGCAACUCGAUUGUCUUUCAUCACGGAACAGUGGCCUGUUAGAAGCUGUACUUUAUGAGUCGCAAACACUGAAAAACUCAAAGAACAGUUCAUGCCAGCAGACUCCUAAUGCCUCUCUUACCCCUGACAAUGUAGUGGACACUUUGACUCAGAAUCUCCAUCGGACAGGAUGGGAAGUGUAUGGUGAUCCAAUCUCUCCUCUGGGUUAUUCUGCUGCAUCAGUUUUCAGUGUACACGAAUCUAUCAGUAGAAGCUCAACUAAUGAACACCAGUCAGCCGUGACUGUGCCAGGAUUCAAAAUUAAGCAAGAACCAGUUGACUGGGUUUCUGCAUGGGACAAUGGAAAGGAUGAAGUGCAACCUCAGAUGAUUUUUUCCAGGCCAGAUUGUCUACUCGGGUCGAACUGUUAUAACCUAAACUUAUAAACUCGAGUACAUUAUUACUCUCUCUAAUGAGAAGACUAUCUUCAUAAAUAUGAACUUGAAAGAACCAAAGUCCUGUAAAACAAACACUAAACACAAAACCUCGUGAAACAUAUAGAGUAUUUCAAAUAUAAAUCAUGGUCCUAACACUGAGCAUGGUAAAGACCUUUCCAUCCUGAAAGAUUCUAUUGGGGCACUUAUUGGUGAAGGUUUUAGCGAUGACUGCAAGCAAAUGGGCGCUGUAGCUGCUUCCUCAGGUCAAGGGUGCAGCCGUGGAUCUUGUGCAGGGUGUAGCAUAUCUACUGUCUAGCCAACGUCCUGAAAAUCAUCAAGAUCUUCAUGAAUUUGAAUGCGAUGGUAAUGGAAGGUUGGAAAUUGAAGAAAGUGGAAGUGCGCAAGUGACACCAGAGCUGAAUGCACCUUUUGUCGUAGCAGUGUGAGAAUUAUUAGUAUCAUUCAUGUUAAACAUAUACGAUGCUUUCCAACUAUUCCAUGGAUUUUUCUUUUGGUGCACUGUAAACUCUUAUAUUUGUCUGCUUUGAAAAUGAUUGCCAGCCCUGGCUAUCAAACUAUAGAAUACAG
Messenger RNA from Ilex paraguariensis (yerba mate), 2067 nucleotides. Lineage: Eukaryota; Viridiplantae; Streptophyta; Magnoliopsida; Aquifoliales; Aquifoliaceae. The record is from the annotation of a GenBank genome assembly.